UAUGGCGGCACAUCCGUUAUAAAUGUUUCCGUAAACUUUUCCUAAUUUGUUCGCUGGCGUAAAAACACAUCAAUUUCUCCUAUACUGACAGGUGUUUUGGACCGUGGCGCAGCUGAAUGUUAUCAUUUUCUCUCGGAAGGUAAAGGACCGAAGUGACGAGACUUGUGCGGCGCGGGGUGCUUGACAUUUGGUCUCAGCCAUGAAGGAGGCUCUGACACUGGUUCAGAGGAUCAGCGCACACCCGGACUCUCGGUGCUGGUUCGUCGCUUGGAGCCCGAACGGGACCCUGUUGGCUUCAUGCGGGGGUGACAAGGCCGUCCGGAUAUGGGGACUCGAAGGUGACUCUUGGGUGUGUAAGACUGUGCUCCUGGAUGGACACCAGCGCACCGUGAGGAAGGUGGCCUGGUCUCCGUGUGGGAACUUCUUGGCCUCUGCCAGCUUUGAUGCAACCACAUGCAUCUGGAAGAAGAAAAAUGACGACUUUGAAAGUUUGACGGUGUUGGAAGGACAUGAAAAUGAGGUUAAAUGUGUGGCGUGGGCUCCUUCGGGGAACCUCCUGGCCACAUGUAGCCGAGACAAGAGCGUCUGGGUUUGGGAAGUGGAUGAGGAAGAUGAGUACGAGUGUGUUACAGUUGUGAACUCCCACACACAAGACGUAAAGCAUGUCGCAUGGCACCCGAACCAAGAGCUCCUGGCUUCAGCCAGCUACGACAACAACAUCUGCAUUUACAAAGAGGAAGAUGAUGACUGGGAGUGUCGAGCCACCUUACAAGGACACACGUCUACAGUUUGGAGUUUGUGUUUUGAUGCAACUGGACAGAGGAUGGCCUCCUGCAGCGAUGACCGCACUGUGAAGAUUUGGAAGGAAUUCCCCGGUGAGAGUGGGGACUUAUCCUGGAAGUGUGUUUGCACUCUGUCUGGGUAUCAUGGACGAACUGUGUAUGAUAUUGCCUGGUGUCGACUGACCGGCGCCCUAGCGACCGCCUGCGGUGACGACGCAGUUCGAGUUUUUAAGGAGGAAGCGGCGGCCAGUCCAGAUGAGCCGGUGUUCUCACUGGCUGCUCAGGAGACCAAAGCUCACAGCCAGGAUGUUAACUGCGUCUCCUGGAACCCGAAAGAAGCCGGACUUCUGGCCUCCUGCAGCGACAGCGGUGACAUCGCCAUUUGGAGGUUCAAAGAAGACGAAUGAUUCCACAACUGUUUGUUUUUGAACGUUACACUGGGAACUUGGUGGUCGUGAAAUCAAGUUUGUUGUUUUAUAGCUGGAUUUAUUUUCUUUUUAAUG
Messenger RNA from Nematolebias whitei (Rio pearlfish), 1285 nucleotides. It is a transcript of the gene ciao1, whose product is annotated as cytosolic iron-sulfur assembly component 1. The coding region runs from base 200 to 1189 and encodes 329 amino acids. Gene Ontology annotation, molecular function: protein binding. Gene Ontology annotation, cellular component: cytosolic [4Fe-4S] assembly targeting complex. The transcript has 7 exons. Gene Ontology annotation, biological process: iron-sulfur cluster assembly. The record is from RefSeq and is a predicted model, not a curated record. NCBI's taxonomy places the organism in Eukaryota, Metazoa, Chordata, Actinopteri, Cyprinodontiformes, Rivulidae.